Molecule: messenger RNA, 1698 nt
Organism: Clonostachys solani
Lineage: Eukaryota; Fungi; Ascomycota; Sordariomycetes; Hypocreales; Bionectriaceae
Source: the annotation of a GenBank genome assembly
AUGUCAACCCGCUGGGACCGUGAUCGGAUGGACUACGAGGCUGCCCGCGCAGAGCGUGGCCGCUUCGAGGACAGAUAUCAAAUGCGCGGCGGAAAUGGCCGCGAUCACUCAGACGAGCGCUACGACCGUCGCUAUCACAGAGGGUACAACGACGACGCCGUGCGAGAUCGCAGAUACUAUGGUGAAGAGCCGCCAUACGCCCCCCGUCGGGAACAGCCACCGCCUCGCCCAGACUAUGACCGCCGCCCACCAGUAAUGGAGAGAGAGCCCAGAGAGCCCAGAGAGCCCGAGAGGGAUUACCCCUCUCGCCGCCCAGCUUUCCUCCGCCGCCAGUCAUCUCUAGACACUUUCGACCGCCAUCCUUUGCGCUUCUAUGAUCGAGAGGAAUAUCCGCCCCCCGCCCGUAGGGAGGACAUCCAUCGAGAUCCACACUACCGAGCUCCUGCCUACACAGACAUUCCCCUCCCCAAGACUCGAAGCAAGGCUCUCCCCCCACCCAGGAGGUACAACGACCAACACUACAAUGACAUCAAGAUUGCCGAACCCGACUACUUCGGAGACGAGGAUUUCCGUCCUUAUCCGGACCAGAGAGUUCAUGAGCGAGAGAUGGUACGGCAUCACAAGAGACGAGAUAGCUUCGGCUCCUCUUCAAGGUCGACUCGUACCCGCACCCGACGCGGCAGUUCCCCUUCAUCCGCCACCUCGAGCCGGUCUUCCAGCAGCAGCGGAGGCACCACGAUCAAGAGCGAGUAUCCUAAGAAGGGAAAGACUCGCAUCCCCGCUCGAUUGGUAUCGAAGCGUGCUCUCAUCGAUCUUGGAUACCCGUUCCUUGAGGAGGGUAAUACUGUUAUUGUCCAGAAAGCCCUUGGACAAGCAAACAUUGAUGAGCUUCUAAAGCUCAGUGAGGAGUACAAAAAGAGUAAGGACACAUUUGUGCCUACAUCCCUAUAUCCCAGACUGACAUGCAAUCAAUCAGGCGAAAUGGAAGUUGCUGCAGCACGUUCGCUAGCAGGAGAUCUUGCCGAGGAGCGAAAGGCUGAGAAGGCAGCCGAGAAGGCAGCUCUCCCUGCCCCACCUCCUGCUCCUACCGCUGCUCCUGCUGCUGCUCCUGCUCCUACUGCUGCUCCUGCUGCUCCUGCUCUUGCUCCUGCGCCAGUUUAUGCUCCUGUGCCAGCUCCCGGCCCCGGUCCAGCGUAUGCUCCAGCUCCAGCUCCUCCCCAGGCUGCAGCUCCACCACCUGCUGUUACGAGAGCGCCACCUCCAGCCCCGGCUCCUCCUAGAGCCGCCGCACCGGGUCCUGCGGUUGUGCAGGCUCCUGCUCCGGUCAUCAUCGAUGCCUCUCCUCAUAGAUCUCGAUCUCGCUCUACCAGCACGAGCUCUAGCGGCAGCAGCCGCCACCACCACCAUCACCACGCGGGGCCUGUGGCUAUCAUAGAUAGAUCCCGUUCGCGGUCCAAGUCUAGGAGCAACCGAGAGAUUCGGGCCGAGAUCCGUGCCCUGGAGCGUGAGCUUGUGCACCGCCCCAAGGACAUUGGGCCAAUAAGAGGCAGGGAGGUCGUUCACGCUGAACGCCUACCCGAUGGUCAGCUUGUUGUGUAUGAAGAAGAGGUGGAGAAAGUAAUCCACCACCAUAAGCCUCCUCGCAUUGAGAAGGACAAGAAGGGUCGGUUAAGUCUCAGUGUACCCCUUCGUCGAUAA